Molecule: messenger RNA, 2015 nt
Organism: Daucus carota subsp. sativus
Lineage: Eukaryota; Viridiplantae; Streptophyta; Magnoliopsida; Apiales; Apiaceae
Product: F-box/FBD/LRR-repeat protein At1g13570
Exons: 3
Coding region: 478-1740 (420 amino acids)
Molecular function (GO): protein binding
Source: RefSeq, a predicted model, not a curated record
AAUGGGUUAAUUUUCGGUUUGGUUAAAUUAUUAACACCCAAGUUAUAUCCUUCUCUUCAUCGGAAAAGGUAUAGUUAUCUCCUGAAUAUAGUUCGCUCGUGUGUAUAUAUGUAAUACUUCAUAUAUUAUGUGAAACGGGGUUUAUGCGAUUUUUAGGUUAUAACAAGGAAUUUUAGCUCUUUAGAAGUCUGAAUUCUUCCAGGUAAUUCUUCCGUUACUCAUUCAGGGUCUUUUUUAUUGUUACGUUUCAAUUAGUAUAUGAUAAAUCCUAGUGAAUUAUCACUAAUAAGCAUAUAGCUAUAUUAAUAUCUGUUCUAGCAAAUCUCGAGGGUAAGCGAGAAUCGAAUCCAGGACGACAUGAAAUAGCCCUUAAUACUUGAGUUAUCUGGUCGCGGUAUGACUUAGUGUACUUUGAUUUACCAGAAUAAGGAUAAUAAUCUAACAUAUUGCAUCCAAUUCCCCUUUUUUGCUCAGAAGAUGAGGCCUAUUGUUAAAAGACGUCGCAAAAUCAGUGACCCUGCAAUGGCGGACGAUCUGAUUGGGAACUUGCCUAUGCACUUAAUAAGUUGUAUUUUAGAUCGCAUUCCAAUAAUAGAUGCCGCAAAAACUAGUAUUCUGUCGAAAACGUGGAGGAAUAUAUGGCGAAGCCGUAGUGAUGUGAACUUAGGACGCCCAUUUAUGAACCAGCUGGUCUCCGGAAAAGAUAGAGAUGAAUGGGAUUAUAUUUAUUCAAGGGCUGUCAAGAGAAUUCUGUUAGCUCACGAGGGCCCAAUUGUGAAGUUUGUUAUGCACAAACCUCCACUUACUUUUUUUAAACCAUACUACGGUUCCUGGAUGAGCAUGAUGGCCUCUAAAGGGGUUAAGCAUAUAUCGAUGAUUAGUGAAACUAAAUUUCCUCUAGAUGAUAUGCCCUCUCAGUUUUUUUCAUGUUCAGAGUUGGUUUAUUUGCUGCUUGUUAGAUACAGCCUCAAUGCACCCCCAAAUUUUCAGGGUUUCUGUAAUCUGACAUCGGUCUACCUUAUUUCUGUCACAUUUCUCGCUGACAUGUCAUUUGGACCUCAGCUCACCGCGUUGUCUUUGAUCUUCUGUUGGGGUAUUCAACAUCUGGUCUGCCAAUUUACACGUCAUAAUAAAAAUCUCAACAAAUUUGAGCUCGUAAGAAGUGAAAAACAAGAGGUUUUCUGGGCCAUAAUGUAUGAUAAAGACUACUCACUGACCAGCACGAAAGAACGCAUUAACCUACAAAGGUUUCUUUGCUCCACACCUGAAAUUGCUACUCUUAUACUUGAUAGCUUCUGCCUCACGGCAUAUAUUUAUGCUAGUGCAUCUGUGCAGUUUUUGGAUCCAGAGCAAGGUAUGCUGAUAAGGCUUAAAACGGACAUGGAGAACAUGAAAAAACUUGUAUUGCACAAUGUUGACUUCUAUGAUUUACGUCAGAUAUCGAGCAUGCUAUGCUUGGUCAGAAGUUCCCCCAACUUGCAAAGCCUUAAGAUAUCAGUGGGGAAUAAAGGGAAGAGAUUGAAACCUGUGGAGUUAGCAGCUGAGCAGUAUUAUACAUCGCUAGAUUGCAAGAAGAUGGUCCUACACCAACAUUAUACCGUGGAAAUAGGUGAGGCGGAGAAUUCAAAAGCUGAGAUACUUUUCAGAGAUUAUAUCCGCGCAUCUUCCCCUUCACUUAAAAGAUUGUACUGGCAUUCCAAAGUGCUAAAAGAGUUCGAUUAUAAGUAUUUUUCAUUUUAGUUGCAACUGUACUAGAAACUGUAGCUCAACACUUUUUUUUACAGCUUUGUUGACAGAGGAUGUUGCCGCAAGGAAAUUAGUUAAAUUAUAAAUUUGUUUCUUCCAUUCCUUUGUUUGUAUCAUACUUGAAGAACAAAAGACAAACAGCUCCAGUUCUGAGCUUUGGCCAAUAUUAGUAAGCAACCUCUAUAUCAUCGCUUGCUAUGAGUUCCGAGAGUAUAAAUUAUUAUCUCUGUAGAAUCAACAGGUCUUCAAAUCGUUCAUUUAACCUCUUC